Menidia menidia (Atlantic silverside) is the source of this 615-nucleotide messenger RNA. The record is from the annotation of a GenBank genome assembly. Lineage: Eukaryota; Metazoa; Chordata; Actinopteri; Atheriniformes; Atherinopsidae.
AUGGAGGGGCAGGAUGAGGCAUUGAGGUGUUUGCGUCUCUGGCGUCAUUGCCUCAUCCUCUUUGACAUCAAAGCGGAGGUGUGCUGUAUGCUCUCCAUGUUGAAGAGGGUGUCAUGGGAGAGUGACCGCUGGAGAAGCAGGUCCAGCCCCGGGACAACGUGGAGCCACCUGAGAGUGUCUUUCUCCCUGACCCUGUUUACCCGUGACUUGCCAAGUCUGAUGUCAGCGUGCCACACACAGGGUCCCCGUAGCUCUGUCAGAGACAUCAGUCUUGGCAGGGAAGCCGGUCGGCUGCUCCCUCUGACGCCGGGCUUGCUCAGACUGAGACGCUUUCUUUGCCCCGACAGAGCAGCUUCAGGCAGCCGCAGACAAUCUGACGAUCUGGGAGCAGGGGCCUUUUUCCAAAUGCCUGAUGUGGAGCAGGCCCACGCUGUUCGAGAGGCUCCAGUCAAGCCCGAAAACUCCCGGCCACGGCUGUCCCGCUGCCCGCCCGUCCACCGUGCUCCCGCUGCAGCCACACACACACACACCGAUUACUGCCCCGCCACUGCUCACGCACCGACCCAAUCAGUUAAAAGUUUAAGCCUAACCUUCUGCAGCGGCGGCAGCGCGUGA